UACCACAUAAAUACUGUCUUAUCUCACAUUGUUCAACUCUCUGUGACUUGGUGAAGUAAACUAUUUAUGUCUCCUCCAUGAUACAAGGAAAUCUCAAGUGUGCACUAUUCGUAGAACUAAAGAAUGAAACUCUUCAGUCUGUGCAACCCGAGUCGCCCAUCUUCGCAGCCAGAUCGAUUCCAACUACUGUUAAGGUCGAGAAAGCGUGUUACCCACUGAAGGCUGAAGCUUUGCGUCGAUCUCCUGAAUUGAAUUUACCCGAUGGCCAGAAAAUCCUCUUAGCCUACGACUGCGAAUGCGGCGUCUCUCCGAGUCUCCUCCCCGGACUGCGGGACUUCGAAUGGAGCCAAGAGUUUGUAUAUUUGCACUGCGACGCCACACGACCCUCGAUGAGUUACGACGGUUUGGUCUGUUUCCCGGAAGCAGAGUGGGUCAACGUUUUGAACCCCUCCACGGGUCAACUCCGGCGAUUCCAUUGCCCCUCCCUCUCGAAUCCCCGCCCAAACUCCAGCACGUUUCGGGAAGAACCAUGGACGACUUAUUUCCCGGGAUAUUGUGCGAUGGGAUUCGGUAGAGACAAUGUUAAGGGUAGCUAUAAAGUAGUGAGGAUCUUCUUUGAUCCUACCUAUUGCGAUAUCCUUAAUGUCAACACUGGUGAAUGGCGGAAACUUUGGAAACCACGUCGUUGCAAGGUUGAUGUCGGAAGAAAAUCGGCGUGUGUCAACGGAUCAAUCUACUGGUUACGAAUUAGGCGUGGUCAUGUCUACACGAUAGUAGGUUUGGACCUCCACACGGAAGAGUUCCAUGAUGUCCCACGUCCACAUCUUCCCAAGGGCAUCAUGUUUGAAGCACAGAUUGUAAACAUUAGGGAUCGUCUUGCCAUAGCCAUGCCCGUUUCCCAUCCUCUUCACCAAUACGAGCUAGAGAUAUGGAGUAUGGAUGGACAAAAAGAAACAUGGAGCAAGACUCACUCCAUUAGUUUAGCUUCUCUUGGUAUCGUGGAGUCUAGGUCCUUCAUACCCGUGACUCUCUCUAAGCAAGGAGAUGUUCUCUUCUAUGACGAUGAAGGCUUGUUGUUCAAGUAUAUUUCAGAGAAAGACAAACUCCAAAGGCUCCCUGAAGACAUUUGUGUUAUAUCUCCUUACGUUGAGAACUUGGUUCCACUUCCGGCUAUACAAGUCGAGUUAAGGACUGGAAUUACUUGCCUCCACCCGGAAACAGAAACAACGGAUGGGAUGUUCAGAGGUGAGAGAAUCUUCCAACUUAAACUGGUCGACCAGAUCUUUUAUGACAUGUAUGUUUUUUUGAUCAUGAGUUUUGUUAUUUGAUUGAACUCCAACAGAUCUAGGAACUUGGCUAUGGAAGAAGAAAAUCCUCAUGCUUCUCUGUUUUCUGUGUGGUCUGCUGCUUCUGCACUUCUGGCUAACUCUUGAACCCAUCCAGAAGAAGGCUGUUUUUUCAGUUCCAUUCGUCAUCAUCCGGAUGUUUUUAAUCUUGUUUUUCUCAUAAAACAAAUCCUCGGUA
This is a messenger RNA of Arabidopsis arenosa, 1524 nucleotides long. The record is from the annotation of a GenBank genome assembly. NCBI's taxonomy places the organism in Eukaryota, Viridiplantae, Streptophyta, Magnoliopsida, Brassicales, Brassicaceae.